Messenger RNA from Siniperca chuatsi (mandarin fish), 1037 nucleotides. RefSeq lists its product as uncharacterized. The record is from RefSeq and is a predicted model, not a curated record. The transcript is spliced from 4 exons. NCBI's taxonomy places the organism in Eukaryota, Metazoa, Chordata, Actinopteri, Centrarchiformes, Sinipercidae. The coding region runs from base 153 to 1037 and encodes 294 amino acids.
GGCGGUGGUACAGGCAAGCAGCUAGGCGGCGAUACAGGCGAGCACCCGGAGCGGUGGUGCAGGCAAGCAGCUAGGCAGCUGGGCAGUGGUGCAGGAGAGUAGCUGGUUAGUCGGCUGAUGAUUGGCAGUCCGGCGUGCAAUCUGGUGGCUGCAUGGACCACCUCGAACCAGUGCCCCAGUAUGGAUUUGGCACUAUGGUCUGCGUGUCUAGCGUCGAUGGAUGGAGCCACAGUAUGCCAUUGUCAUCCACCACCGAAUCAAAGAAGGGCGCCGGUCUGGCCCUUGGCAUGGUGAAGUGGGAGUUGACAGAGAGACUAAGGGAGUGCUGGUCUAGUCCUUCGGUAUUGGUCCGACCUUCUGUUACGGACAGACAGGCAGGAGACACUGAUAUGGAGAUGGAUGGCUCUUUAUUAGGUUAUAUUAUGGGAAGACAGGUGUGCAGGUAUGGAGAUGGGGAAGACUCGCUGGCAUGGAGAUCGUUGGAGAAGGAGAUUUGGGGAGAAGGAGAUUGCUGGAGAAGGGGAUCGCUGGAGAAGGGGAUCUGCAUUGUUGCAUGGGGCGUCCUUGCACCAAACGAGGUCGGACAACUUGCUGAGUCACUGAACAGAUUGAGAGAAUUGUGGGAUUUGAAAGGAUUCAAAACAGAUCCUGAAUUGGCCCUCUUCCUUCUAGACAGGACAUCACAGGACCCAUGCAGGACCCCCUGCAGUUUGCCUACCGGGCAAACAGGUCAAUGGAUGAUGCACUCGGCGUUCACCACAAUCAUCCCAGACUUCCUUCACAGUAAACUCACCCAGCUCACUGUCCCAGCCCCCACCUGUCAGUGGAUCAAAAACUUGACCUACCUGACAGACCAGAGGCUGCUGGUGAGGCUGGGGAACAUCGCAUCCAGCAUCCGGACAAUCAGCACUGGUGCCCCCCAGGGAUGUGUGCCCUCCCCACUGCUCUUCUCCCUCUACACCAAUGACUGCACCUCAGGAGACCCGUCUGUCAAACUCCCGAAGUUUGCAGACGACACAACUGUCAGGAGCUGCUGA